AUGGCACAAGACCCGCGAGCAUUACUACAAAAGGCCGACAAAGCCGCAGCCGGCGCAGGAGGCGGCUUCUCCCUCUUCGGAGGACGCACAGAGAAGUACGAAAAUGCUGUGGACCUCUAUACUCAAGCCGCCAACGCCUUUCGACUACAACGAGACCUCCCAGCCGCCGGUCAGACCUUCGAGAAAGUCGCCGAACUACAACGAAGUAAGCUGAACGAACCGGAUGAUGCCGCGAACUCGAUGGUGGAGGCGUUCAAGAGCUAUAAGAAAGACGAGCCGGAGAGUGCAGCAAGGUGUCUAGAUCAGGCGAUUAAUCAUUACACUAUGAAGGGCAACUUUCGACGGGCAGCGACACAGAAACAGCAAUUAGCAGAGCUAUUUGAGGUGGAAGUGGGCGACCAGAAGAGAGCGUGUGAAGCGUAUGAGACAGCGGCAGGGUGGUUCGAGGCAGACAAUGCAGAAGCGCUCGCAAACAAACUCUACCUAAAAGUAGCCGACCUUUCUGCACUAGAAAAGGACUACUACAAAUCCAUCUCCCACUACGAACGCGUCGCCAAGUCCAGCAUAAACAACAACCUGAUGAAAUGGAGCGUAAAAGAAUAUCUCCUCAAAGCUGGGAUCUGCCACCUCUGUACCGCCGACAUGGUAGCUUCGAAUCGGGCGUUGGAGAGUUAUCGGGAUCUAGAUCCGGCGUUUGCGCAGACGAGGGAGCAUCAGCUUUUGGUGGAUCUGACGGAGAGUGUGGAUGAGGGUGAUCAGGAGAAGUUUGCGGAUAAGUUGUUUCAGUUUGAUCAGAUGAGCAAGUUGGAUAAGUGGAAGACGACACUUUUGUUGAGGGUGAAGGAAGGGAUCGAGGAGAAGGGAGAGGACUUUUCAUGA
Molecule: messenger RNA, 879 nt
Organism: Recurvomyces mirabilis
Lineage: Eukaryota; Fungi; Ascomycota; Dothideomycetes; Mycosphaerellales; Teratosphaeriaceae
Gene: SEC17
Product: vesicular-fusion protein S17
Exons: 3
Coding region: 1-879 (292 amino acids)
Biological process (GO): SNARE complex disassembly; intracellular protein transport
Cellular component (GO): SNARE complex; vacuolar membrane
Molecular function (GO): syntaxin binding; soluble NSF attachment protein activity
Source: RefSeq, a predicted model, not a curated record